This is a messenger RNA of Cuscuta epithymum, 1767 nucleotides long. The record is from the annotation of a GenBank genome assembly. NCBI's taxonomy places the organism in Eukaryota, Viridiplantae, Streptophyta, Magnoliopsida, Solanales, Convolvulaceae.
UCAAAAUUUCCCCACUUUUUGUAGAACACCAGAAGGGGGCAUCAAUUCACGACACGAGGGAUGGGAGCACCCAAACGGCUGAGAGCCUGACGACACACUCGCGUCCGUUCCCCUAUGUCGACGACGAAUGCUUAUGCCGGUGCUCGAUCCGGCGGAAAAAUAGUUAAUAAAAGGCACAGGAAAUUCUCAACAUUCACCCCAUACGACCGUCCACCUCCGCCUCCAGCACAGCAAAGCCCCAAUUGGCUCACCGGUGUCGUGUUUCCGGCCACUCGUACUAUUGUCUCUGGUGCAGCAAAGUUGCUGUCUUCCGUCUUCGAUUCAGACUCUUCUUCUUGUUCUUCAUCUUCGGCGUGUACACACCCUGACAGCAAUAGCAUAGAAGAGGAUGACACCAAAGAUGACAAUGAUCAUGAUAAAGACGUCGAAUUAUUGAAAGAGACAGACUAUGCUGCAACAGAUGGUGAACAUAGUGAAGGAAUGAGCAAGAGCAAAUGUUUAAUCGAACAGCUACUUAUGAGGGAAACUUUUUCAAGGUACAGGGCAGAGUGUGAGAGGUUUAUAAACUUGAUCAACUCCAGAGCUGUGGAUUCGCCAACACUCUAUUAUGGCCUCCAAGAUGCAAUACCGGAUGGAACCACCGGUACCUUGAAUGCUUGCAGUCAAGCUAUUAUUGAAGCACGAGAAUGGUUAAAAAACAAGAAAGAAGAUUUGCACUUAGGUCCAUGCCUUGUUGAUCAGCCAAUAUCUUUUAUAACUGAAAAUAUGGAAAAUGUAGAUGGCUCUCCUAUAUAUGUGGCAAAAUCAUAUAUGAAAGCUCGUCCUCCAUGGGCAUCUCCUUCUGCCGAGCAUGAAACAAGAACACCAUCAAUGAAGUUGAAGCUUUUCGACAAGGGAACUCCUUUUCCUGAUGGGGUUGAUUCUACAUCCUCUUCACGGAAAAAAAAUGCUCUUGCAUCUGGAUCAUGGAAUAUACAUGAGGAAAUACGAAGAGUUCGUUCAAAAGCAACAAAUGACAUGCUACACUCCCCCCCUGCCAAAAGAAUUGAUCUGCCACUAUUGUCUGAACAGAAAAUGAAGCGGAAAGCUUUUAUUGAUUCAAAACUGACUACUAUGGGUGACAUGGCAGUACUGGCUACUGAUAUUGGAUUAUCUGAGAUCAGACAAUUUGCUGGAGAGUCAAAAACUGUGCUACUCAAGCCAUCUGAAGCACAGGAUAAUGAACGAGCUGAAGUUGCUGGAGUGUCUUCUGCUUUCGAGUCUCAUCACCACAGUGGUCCUGUUCUCACAUCAGAAAAUGUUGAUGCAGUGAAAGGCGUACCAUCCUUGGAAGUUAGUUUGCUUGGAGGUGGAGAACAUGAACAGAUGCAAAUAGGCGCAUUUCCAAGCACCGAAAGACCGAGUAAUGAUGUUAGGGCGGUGCAGGUCAAGUGUGACUUUCUAACCGAGUGUCUUGAAAUACCUAAUUACGAGAAUGAGCAGAUGAGUAGUGGUAGUAGUAGUACUCCAAAAUAGUUCUAACACGCUUUAGUAAUAAUAUUUUAUCGUAGAGUAACCCCCUUUCUCAUCGCCCACUUUAUUAGUCUUGCACUCUAUUGUAGACUAGGCUAAGCUAGACUAGAAUGCUUUGGCAUGCAUGCUUCCAUACCUCCUGUAGUUCUUAUUAGUAUUUAGUAUAUUAUUGUACAUUUUUUGAAGUUUAUUUAGAACAUAUUUUUGAUGUUUUGUUUUCAUCCCUUUCAACUUUGAUAUAUGUUACAGAUUUUA